Molecule: messenger RNA, 804 nt
Organism: Eruca vesicaria subsp. sativa (arugula)
Lineage: Eukaryota; Viridiplantae; Streptophyta; Magnoliopsida; Brassicales; Brassicaceae
Source: the annotation of a GenBank genome assembly
AUGGCGGCUGGAUUAGGGCUUUCUAAAGCUCGCCUUAGCAGGCUCGUGGUUGCGACAUCUGGCACUGGUUACAUUCUCGGUACGGGGAAUGGUGUUGUUGAUUUAGCGGGUCAUUGUUACACUUGUGCGGGUUUGGAUCCUGUGCCAAUUGUUCAACAAAAUCUACCAAAGAAGCUAAAGGUGAAGAAUGACCCUGCAGUAAUUGAAAAAACAGAAAGGGACAAGAUUAGAAAAGCUUGGAUCAACAUUGUCAGAAGAGAUAUACCAAAACACCAUAGAGUUUUCACAAAUUUUCAUCGGAAACAAUCAAUUGAUGCCAAGAGGUUUGCAGAUGGUUGCCAACGAAAAAUGAUUAGAAGAUCACAUGAAGGCCCUGAUGCAAGAUCAGAUAGAGAAGACAUGGGAAACAUGCUAUAUGGAUACUCAGUAGAUCAUGAAGUAGAAUCAGGAAAUCUUUAUACAAUUUUCAGUGCUUCAAAUCUCUCACAGGUUGAGAAACUUCUGUUUCUUGAGGUAAAAACCAGUAAUGUGCUUAUUGGCAUGGUUAAUACUGAAGCUGAAAGGUGCACUGUCUAUGAUGGAUCUUACGAAAUGGAGAAUAUAUUUGAUUUCCUGGGCAAGAACAAUUUUUUGUUGAUCCAAAAAUUGACCGAAAGCAAUAGAGUUUGGGUUACUCUAGCACUCUUAAGCUUCAGGUUUAAUUUGCAGUUAAAACUAUCAAAAAAAUUGAGCACCCAGAACAUGGAUGCAUUCAUCAACGGAGAACUGAAACCAAGAGUUGGUUUUGCUAAUGAUGAAUUGUAA